Messenger RNA from Penicillium longicatenatum, 288 nucleotides. RefSeq lists its product as uncharacterized. The transcript has a single exon. Lineage: Eukaryota; Fungi; Ascomycota; Eurotiomycetes; Eurotiales; Aspergillaceae. The record is from RefSeq and is a predicted model, not a curated record. Bases 1 to 288 code for a protein of 95 amino acids.
AUGGGUCUCCUGAAGAUUCUCCUCAAAGUAAUUCUCAUUCCCAUUGCGGUUAUCGUCGUCAUCGUCGUCGUUAUCGGAAUCCUCAUCAAAAUACGUCGGGAUCGGAAGAAGGAAGAAAAGCAGGUUCAGCAGAGAGGCUUUCAUCCACCGCCUAUUAUGCAAUGGACGUAUCCUGAGCAAGGACAUCCUGAUAAGGUUCAGAAGCCAGCUCCGGUGGCUAAUCCGGUCGCUGCUCCGAGUUACGUGGCCACGCCGAGCCAGAUGGAGGCAGGUUAUGCUCGAACGUAG